UUUGUAGGGCCGAGUUCAUUGCAGGACAGUGUGGCGCGUGCGGCACAGAAUAUGGCGGAUACCAAAACAUCGUCGCGGUGAUGCCGCUCUAGACGAAGAAAUUUCCGCCGUUUCCUGCUCUUGGACACAUCAUGGGUAAACGCGGGAGCAAGCUGACAUCAAACGAAGUUAAAGACCUCAUGUCAUGCACAUAUUUUGAAAGAAAAGAACUCCAACAAUGGUAUAAGGACUUUAAGAGAGAUUGUCCAAGUGGCGUCCUACGGAGAGAGGAGUUCCAGAGUAUCUACAAGCAGUUCUUUCCACAUGGAAAUCCAACCAAGUUUGCUCAGUUUGUCUUCAAUGUCUUUGACUCAAACAAGGAUGGAUAUAUAACAUUUAAAGAAUUCAUCUGUGCUUUAUCAGUGACGUCAAGGGGGAACUUGGAUGAAAAGUUAGAUUGGGCUUUCAACUUGUAUGACCUUGACAACGAUGGAUACAUAACCAAGGCCGAGAUGGUGGAUAUCGUCGAUGCCAUCUAUUGCAUGGUGGGUAAUCUGCUUGAUCUUCCAAAAGAUGAAGACACACCAGAGAAAAGAGUCAACAAAAUAUUCGACCAGAUGGAUCUGAACCAUGAUGGAAUGUUGACAAAGGAAGAGUUCCGAGAAGGUUCCCGGAAUGAUCCGUGGAUAGUCCAAGCGUUGUCCAUGGAAAUUCCCCAACACUGACAUUUUCACGAGUGAUCUUCCUUUUUGUAACAGAAAACCAUGAAGUUAUCUCCCUUGCCAAAGGAAGAACUGCUUUGCUGCACGUGACACCCAGCUUAGUACCUUCAGAAAGACCUUUCUCGGAAAAGUGAAUCUUGAUCAGUUGACCAAAACAACAACAUUCAAAAUGGUGUUGAAACAUAUAACUUUAUUUUACAAAUUUAUAGAUGACAUUAAAUUCAAGGUGCAAGAUCAGUAAUUUUCAAUUACCAAUAGAGUGUUGUAUUUUUUUCACAUUCUGAAAAAAAAUAAAAUACUUCUUUGCACACUGAAAGAACAAGGAUGAUAUGGGGCCUUUUGGGGGCAAAUAAAUGUCCAAUGUUUUAAGUCACUGAAGACUUUCAAAUAUUGUUAUGGAAUUUUUCAGCCCUGUUCAAAAGGACAAUAACAAGCAAUUUUACAGUAUUAAUAGGUGGCUUCCGCAUGUCAUCGAUCCCAAUUGCGUGCAUCGAUGCUCAUGAUAUCAAUCACUGGAUUGUCUGGUCCAGACUUGAUUAUUUUUCAGACCACUGUCAUAUAGCUGGAAUAUUGCUGAGUCUGGCGUAUAGCAACAAACCAAAAAACAAAAAGACAUGAUCAAGAAAAUGAGUGAGGCUGAAAUGAGGGGAAAAGGCAAAAAAAAUUCCCCAAGAAGGAUGUUCACCAUACAACGUAUGUUUUUACUGUCUGGAUCUCCAUGUACUUCAUAUAAACCAGGGUCAAAUGUUAUCUCUAAAUAUGAGCGAUCAAAAACAUUUCCAUAAUCAAAAGAAAUCUCUGCAAAAAGCAGAUUCCAUUCCAACCAUAUCAUAAGCUUGUGCCUAUAAUUCCCUAUCAAAUAGGUGAGCGUAUCCUCGUCCACCGGUGGUUUACUCAUCACAAACACAUGCAAAGGCAAGUCAAUCGUUCACCUGAAAACACAUGGGAAAAUAUGGUACAAGUCAAAAUAAAAAAUUGUUUGGAACUGUCCUCCACAUGUAUACCAUAAAAAGUUUUGGAAGCUUUUAUGAAAAAUUUGUCCAGCUUUAAGUUUAUAUAUUUGAUAAGUUUGAAACAUGACAAGCCUAAUUCUCACGAAUUGUUUCCUGUGUGAUGACAUAUGCACCAAAAGGGCCCGUAUCAUACCUUGUCUUCUUGUAUUUGUUGAAAAAUAUUUGGCUGAAAAAACUUUUAUUUAUUUGAAGUAUUCCCACCCUCACACCAUUAAUCAUGAUCACAGUUUAUGUAUACACAUUCCCUAAAGUCCUGCUCAUCAACGUCCAUUUGAUAUUUCAAGAUGAAUUUGUCAGCCUACAGUGACACUCAAAUAGACUGGCUUCUGUCUGUGUUUGUGCUGCAUCACCUUUAUAUAGAGAUUGAAUAUGAGCUAUUCUCGGCUAUCAUCCCAGGGGUGAGAUACCCAGUUGUUCAAGGCUGACAAGUUAUGCAGGGCAGAGAAGUACAAGCUACAAAAUGAGAUUUGUUUUCUCAUAAACAAAUGGAAUAUAUACCACUCAAAAGAAGUAAAGGACCAUCCAGUUACCGUAUUCGACGUAAUAAGCGCCCAGGACGCUCUUAAAAUUAAAAAUAGGGGGCUCUUAUUAGAAUUUUGGUGAAAAACACCUAGAGUUGAUCGUAAAUUUCGAGGUUUAUGCUGACAGCCUGAAUGAUACAAAAGAAAAGUCUGUGUAUUAUACACGACAAACAUAUUUUUCCAGAAUUGAAUUGCCCGUAAUUAAGGGUGCGUAUAACACACGA
Messenger RNA from Haliotis rufescens (red abalone), 2459 nucleotides. Its product is annotated as neuronal calcium sensor 1-like. The transcript has 7 exons. Gene Ontology annotation, molecular function: calcium ion binding. The record is from RefSeq and is a predicted model, not a curated record. Lineage: Eukaryota; Metazoa; Mollusca; Gastropoda; Lepetellida; Haliotidae. The coding region runs from base 132 to 704 and encodes 190 amino acids.